This is a messenger RNA of Pochonia chlamydosporia 170, 1158 nucleotides long. Its product is annotated as esterase-like protein. The record is from RefSeq and is a predicted model, not a curated record. Bases 1 to 1158 code for a protein of 385 amino acids. NCBI's taxonomy places the organism in Eukaryota, Fungi, Ascomycota, Sordariomycetes, Hypocreales, Clavicipitaceae. The transcript has 2 exons.
AUGAUAACGAGGAUACCCUUCCGUCCCAAGCCGCUGCCGGCUAUUGAUUUGAGCGCCCAGACUCUGAGAUGGGCUUCAUAUGACAGGGCAGCGCUGACGAAGGAUGCACUGAAAAAGCGAGUCGAAUCGGGCUUUGACAACAAUGGCGACAGUACUAUACACUUGAACACAGACGGUAUGACAAUAUCGACCGCGGCAGGCGACCUGCCAGUGUCCCCGAUCUUCGACCCAGACUGGAUGAAGGCGCGGCGACGGCAACGAAAGGACAAUCCAAGCAAGCCUAUGGGCAGAUUUAGGAAAAAGUUGGCCAACAACCCUUACGCCCAAGCGCUUGCGACACCCAUACGACUGUGCCCCAUAACGAGGACCGAGUUACCGCGAUACUUCCUCCAAGAUUUCGAAAUGGUCAAACACCCCGAAGACGGCUCACCAUGGUGGGCUCCAGGCACAGCGUCCUCCGAAAGCCUCAAAGACCAUAGGAAGGCACCCAAAGACGGAAAUGAAACCACUGACCCUAGGAUAGCAGCAGGACAGCCACAACCUACUGCCGUUCGUGGUCUACCUUCUUCGCCCACAUCGAACACGCGACCGCAACGUGGCCCCUUGAUAAGCUACGCAUUAUCACGAAAAUCAAUAAUUGAUAGCAUGGGCCGCGAGGGCCGGGGAGGUGCCGCUAUGCUUCUCAAAACUCGGACGGGUAUGGCAUUGGCAGCCAAGAACAGACGUGCUGUGUGGAGGAAAGACAUGGGAGAUCUCCUUUUGGAAAUGAUGCGACGCCAAGUGGUCGAUGCCCUGAAAUCCUGGGCGGACAUUGAGGCAGAAGAGGACAACAGAAUACUUCAGCCUUGUAAGAACUGGGACGACGUGAAAGACGCCAAGCCUCGAGGAUGUGUUCUAUGGUUCCCCGAUCAAGCGGAUGUCGCGAAGCAAUUUGCGACGUUUGAUAUUGACGGAGCAAAAUACGGUAGCAAAGUCAUGGUGCACAAUUUGCGAUGGCUACUUGGGGAGUCUGAGGCUCAGAGACUAAGAGACGCUUCCAGACUUUUCCAUGACAACGAGAUCCUGGUCUUGAAGCAGUGGAGGCGCAAGGCGGUGAUGGAACUUCACCUUUCGCUAUGGCGGUUGCAUGGGUAUUUGGCUGAACCGCCGUCUAUGUAA